Trichoderma virens Gv29-8 is the source of this 1020-nucleotide messenger RNA. RefSeq lists its product as uncharacterized. The coding region runs from base 1 to 1020 and encodes 339 amino acids. The transcript has 4 exons. Gene Ontology annotation, molecular function: transaldolase activity. Gene Ontology annotation, biological process: pentose-phosphate shunt, non-oxidative branch; carbohydrate metabolic process. The record is from RefSeq and is a predicted model, not a curated record. Gene Ontology annotation, cellular component: intracellular anatomical structure. NCBI's taxonomy places the organism in Eukaryota, Fungi, Ascomycota, Sordariomycetes, Hypocreales, Hypocreaceae.
AUGGACCCCGAAUACAUCAAAGCCAUGCCCAUAAAGCCGCAUGACCAGACAAGCAACCAGCUAUGGGUAGAUAUCCAGCUCGGCCAUCCUUCCAACGCCGAACUCCUAGUUCAGACCGCGAAUGAACUAAAGGACAAAGGCUGGUUGGCUAUAUAUACUAGAAUGGCAGUCUUAAUGUGCAAGAAGAAUAUUGAUCUGAUUCAAGGCCGUGUCCUGCUUCAGACCCUACCCUCCAAGGCAUAUGAUACUCAGGCAACUCUUGACCACGCACGACUGUAUGACCAGGAGUUUGCAAGAGCCAAUAUUGGCCGAGACAGAUACUGCAUCAAGAUACCAUCCACUGGCCCAGCCUUGAAUGCGGCUAAGAUUCUAAGCUCCGAGGGAAUUCCGACACUCGGAACAGCAUUAUUUGGUCUUCCGCAGGCUAUUGCCUGUAGCCAGGCAGGAAUGCUAUACAUCAGCCCAUAUUUCAAUGCUCAUGAUGAUCUAUCCCUUUGGCCCGAUGUUGAAGACCCUGCCACCCAGCAUCCCAUGAGCGCCCGAGUCUUCCAAAUUCUCGAAACAUACAGACGAUUGUAUAAAGAGACUGGCAAAGAGCAGCCACUUCUCAAGAAUGCGAGCUUCAUCUCUGCUAAGGAAGCUAUGGCGGCUGGUGAAUUAGGUUGCCACUCCGCCACAAUCUCCCAUACGGUUCUAGAUCAGCUUGCAAAGCUCAAAUAUGACGGUACCAAGCAACCUGGUGAAGGCACGCCUAAGCCCGUCCAUGUGUACAGAACCCCUCCCCAGACAUCCGAAAGGCUCCGCAAGCUCGCCAAGGUCGACCCGCUUGCCGCCGCAGAAUGGGAUGGCAAGCUGGCCAGCACUGACAUUGACUACCUCGCCAACGGCGGAGAAGAGCUGACUAAAGCGAUUGAGGCUGACCCCAUUACCAAAGAAAGAUUGGCAAUCGCUCUAGAGCUCUUUACCGGAGGCGAAAACAGGAGCAAGGACAAGAUCGACACAGCGGUUCAGGCCUUGUGA